AUGUCUUAACAAUAUCAAUAGAUGAAUGAAGAACAACCUAUAGAAAUUGAGAUUCCUGUUAAUAAACCACCUAAUUCACAGGAUAAUAUUGCUCAACAAAGCAACCAGGAAAAACCAAAAAAGUAAAAAUAUUUUUGAAUUUAUAGAGUGUAAAAAAAAAAUAAGAAAAAAGAAGCAGAUUAAGAGUCAUCCUCCUCUUCUGAUGAUGAUGAUAAAAAACCUAUUAUCAAGAAAUCAGAUUCUAAAAAGCAUGGGAAUAAAACGUAAAUUUGUUUACCAAAUCUUAUUUUAGGAAGUCCCUUUAGUUAUAAUAAAUGGAUUUAGAGGAAUAAAACAAACAAGCACUUAAAUGGGCAAUACGUCUAAGAUCUUUUGUUCGAAUUAUAUUUUUAAUCAUAACUACAACAGUUUUGUUUACAGGUUUCUAUGUAAUAUUUGAAUUUUUUGCCUUUUAUGAUGGUAUUUAAAAAAUACCUGCCAAUUCAAGAUUGAUGAUGAAUGUUACUAAUUGUAGAAUGCAUAUCAUAGAUAGUGUAUAAUAAUAAUAUAUAUUUUUAGGAAUAUCAAAUUACAAAAUCUAUGUCCUCAAUUAAAUAUUUAGGGGCUAGUAUUACAACAUUAAAAAAGAAAAACUCUCAUGUCCAAAGUCUUAAUUAAACAACAAUAGAUGGACCAAAAUUAGGUGAUGCAAUAGAUGAAAGUUCAAGCUUACUUAUACCAGACUUUGCCCUUGAAUAUUCAAUUCCAGGAAGAUUCAAUAUAGAUCCUAAUGCAAAUACUUCAACUAUUUCAGAAGAUAUUCAAGGUAGCAAUUAUAGUUAUGAAUUUACAAACUUAUUAUCUGCUCAAAGUUGUUAAAUUGAUUUACAUGUCUAUAAACAAGCAGUUCUUGAUGAUUUAUCAAUAAAUUGUUUUGGAUCUUGUUUUAUAGUGAUGACAUCUAAUAAUAUAUCAUAUAAUACAAUCAAUAUUGUAAUUAUUUAUUAUUAAUAUUUAUUUAGACAGGAGAAUUAGUUGAAUUAAAUGCUUUAAAAUUAGUUACUAAGAAUUUAACAUUCAAUAGUAUUUAAGGAAGAUUUUAAGGAAAUUAUUUAUAAUUUGAAUAAUUUUCUGAUGUUAGAUUAGAAAAUGGUGAUAUCAUAUUUUAAACUGAUAAUGAAAUGAUGGUUAAUUGGACACAUGCUAAUCCUCAUUAUUGUUAUGCUGCUCCAGUCAUUGCUAAUCCAAUUGUUGUUGGUUGUUAAGAAGCACCUGCAUCUGAAAUAAAAGCCUUUAUUUAAGGAGUUGGUACUGGAAAGAAAAAGAAGAAGAAGGAUGAAGAUAAAGAUAAAGAUGAUGAUGAAAAAGAUAAAGAUAAAGAUAAGAAGGAUGAAAAAAAAGAUAAAAAAGAUAAAGGAGAUAAAGAAGAUGAAACAGAAUUUUUAAGUUUAGAAGAUGAAAUCUAUGAAAGCUUUUUUGCUGAUGAACAUGAAAAUUUAUAAGGAAAUAUUAUCUUAUUACCAUUUGUUGAUACAUAUAAUCAAUCCAAAGAAUUUUAAGUCUAAUUAGAUUAAAUAACUCAUUAAUAAGAAAAAGAUGCUACUGCUCCUAAAAGUGAUGUUGAUCCUAAAAAAGAUGAUAAAACUAAUCCUCAAACACCUAAAGCUAAUAUGUAAAGUAAAACAAAAGACAUUAAAGAAAAAUAAGCUACUUUAUUCUAACCUUCUUGUUUUGGUAAUUCAAUAUUUUGUUAAUCUUUGGAAUGUUAAACAAUUAAAGAUGUAUUAACAAAAUCUAAUAAUACUAUUAAUCCAACAAAUUCUACUGAUUAAACUUAAGGAAAACCUUAAGGAUCAUAAUUAAGAUUAUUGAAAGAAGGAGAAGAAUUAAAAAAAGAUGAUAAAAAUGAGACUGAUAAAAAUGCUAACAAAACAGAGGCUAAAAUUGAUUAUAAAGGAAUAUUUGCAGAAGCAUAAAAGAAAUUACCUCACUCUAUACCUACUGGUUUAAGAUUCUUAAAUGUUACUGGAAGAUUUGGUAAUGUUUAUGUGAACAUUAUUAAAAAAUAAAAUAAAACUAUUACAAAAAAGGAUACUAUUAUUCAUGGAUUAAGUUAUGCAUCAGGAAGUGUUGACUUUGAUUUACCAAGUUAAAAAAUAUUAAGACAUUAUUUGAAAAUGGCUGAUGAUCCUCAUAAUUUUGAUCCUAAUUUUGUACUUAAAGUUGGAUCUAAAAUUACUAGAUCUGAUAAUUAUUAAUAAUGGUCAUUAACCUAUAAUCCUGCUUAUUCAUAUGUAAAACCUUGGUGGAUGGGUACAUUUUCAUUUACUUUAAUGAGUACAGCAUCAUGGACAUUAGAUUUAAAUUUAAGUCCUGGAUUCUGUCCCUAUCAUCCUACAUUAGAUUUAGAUGAUAUUUAUAAUACUAGAUUUUUAAUUGGAAAAUAUUUUGAAAAAGCUGAACAUUCAAUAACAACAAUUGCAUGGUAAAAUUCAGUUAAAUUUCCAACUGAAAAUUAUCCAAAAGAAGCUACUGGUUUACGUAAAUAUAUUGAAUCUAAUAAUGAAUUUGAAAGAUGGGUUGAAAUAGUAAAAUUAAAUGAAACAAGUUAUUAAUUAACAAACAUUAAUUUAGAUUAAAGUCCAGCAACUUAAUGGGCAGUAUAUGUAUCUGUCAUCAUCUCAAUAUUAACAGCAUUCUUUUUAAUGUUAGGAGUUCUUUAUAUGAUAAAUUCAGUUUACAAAUAAAUUUUAGAAUAGGUUGCAGCUACUAAUAAAUAUAGUGGUAUAGAAAAAAAGAAUGACGCUGAAGGAGCAUAACCUUUAAUGAAGAUUGCACCUGAAAAAGAGGAAAAAGAUGUAAAAAAAGAUGAAAAAUCUGAUAAACAAGAUGAUACAGAUAAAAAGAAAUAAUCUUCAUAAGAUAUGGAAAUGUAAUUAAUCUUUAUAUAUUUUUUAGUGUUUUAAAUAUGAAUUUAGGUAGAUUACUAUAUUAAUUAUUUGUAUUGGCCCCUCCUUUAUCAGCAUUCAUAGAUUAUUUAUGUGUAUUGAUAAGCAAAAAAUAUAUUAAUUCAGCUGAAGAAUUUUAUACACAUUUAUUUUAAAAGAAAUAAAAAAGCAAUACAGAUUCAGAAUUACAUAAUUUAACAACAGAAUCAAUUUUAGGAAAUGAGAUGAAAACAUUAUAUGAAAAGUUUUGUUUCCUUAAUGGUUUUCUUGAAUAAAAAUUGGAUGAUGAAAAGAAUCUUAAAUUAUUAAAAUAAAAAGGAUUUAAAAUUACACUUAAAGAAGAUGCAUAAACAGAAUCUUAUGUUAGAGUUCUUCUUAAUGGCAUGAUGCCUAAAUUACCUGUUAUAGCAGCAGAUAAAAAUACUUUAGAACUAUUUAUUAAUAAUUGUUGUAAAUUAACCAAUUUUGAAGAAGAUAAUAUUGUUGUGCAAACAUUUAAUGAAUAAUAUUAGGAAUUUUGUGUUUUAAAUCAUUUACCUUAUGAAUAACCAUCAGCAUCAGAAUUAUAAAAGAGUUACAAUAUUACAAGUAAAUAUAUCCCAUAACAAUGGGUUGAAAGAGAUGAAGAAGAAGUUCAUAAAGAAGAUGAUGCUCCUCCUUCAUUUAUGAUGAAAGUGUAGAAUUGCUUAACUGAUUGUCUUAAGAAAUGUUUACCAGAAUAAUAAACUUAUAUUAUUAAUAGAUAGAAAAUGUAAAAUCAUUAUUCAUUAAUUUUGAAUAAUCCUGAAUUAAUUAAAACUUAAGCUGAAUUAGCUGAAGCAAAUAGAGAACUUAUUCUAUUUGGAGGAUGGUGGAUGGUUGAUUUCUUCACAGUAUUAGCUCAUUUCAUAACAACAAUUAUAUUAAUCAUUCCUCUAUUCUCAUUUACAAUAUUAGAAAAGAUUUUAUAUGCUUAAUAUUCACUUAUUCCAAUUUAAUAUUUGAUUACAUUAGAAGAUAUAUUAUAGAAUUAUUGGGUUGUUCCAUUAAAGUUAUAUAAUGAAAGUACUUGGAUUAAGAAUGUUUUAAUUCUUGUUGGUAUAUAUUGGGUCUAUUCUAUUAUUGAUUUGCUAUAUUAUUACAUAUCUAUGUAAUUCCCAUAAGAAAACUUCUUUAGAAAGGUAUCUCCUAAAACAGCAAAUAGAAUUCAAUUAAUUUUCAGAUAAAUUAUGUGGGCAUUAGUAUUAUAUUCAGCAUAUCAAUUAUGUGUUUUCAUUACAUUGGCAUUAGUAUGGUUACUUUUAGGUGCUAUUGUAAAUCCUACUGCAUUUUUACCUUAUGCUACUGCUGCUGCAACAUUCAUUACAGUUAUCAGUUCAAAAGCUGCUUAAUUCAAGGAAAUAGCAACUGAUGGAUUUGAAACUGUUAUAGCAUAUGUUUAAAAAAUAGCUAAAGAUUAAAUGGGUAGUAUGAUAGCUAAAAUGGAUUUAAAAGGUAAGAUGAAUGACAUGAUGGAUAGUGAAGCAUUCAAGUCUGUUGCUGGAUAAGCAGCAAGUUUAGGUUUAGUAGAUUAGAGUACAUUAGCACAUAUUGAAGAGAAUGCUGAAGCUUUAUUAAGUAAUCCAGAUAAAGCUUUAGAGGCUGCUUCUAAUGCUGCUAGUGAGUUAUAAGCAAUAGCUGCAAAUCCUUAAGCAUUUGUUGCAAAAAUGAUGAAAGAAUUAGAAGAUAAGGCAAUAUCAAUGUUGAAAGAAUAGAUGGCAAAAUAAAUAGAAGGAUAUGGAUAAGAAUUAGCUAAUAUUGCAUUAGCACUUUUUAAGAAAGAUAAAAAUAUGUUUAAAAAUAAUCUUACUUAAUUAAUUUAUACAGCAGCUAAUACAUUAAAACUUGAUAGUCUUAAAAAGAUUGGUUAACCAAUAAUGACAUUUGUUUGGGAAUUUGCUUAUCCAAGUGGAAAUACUGCUUAGAUGAGUCCAGAAGAUUAUUUGGAAGCACUUAUUUAACCAUGUGCAGAAUGUUUUGCUUAAUUAAUUUAAUAAGAAAGUGCAAUUUUAUUUUAAGAUUAAGAUAUGUAAAUGUUUGAACCAAGAAUAUUAUCUUUAGUUUUAAAGAAGGCUAUUUCAUUAUAAAAGCAUUUAUAAUAAGAAAAUUUCUUAGGUGUUUUUAAUGAUCUUGAUUAAAUAAUAAAAUAAUUGAAAGAUGAACCAUAAUUUACUUAGAUAAAGUAUUUAUCAAAAUAUUCAGGAUUGUUAAAAAUUGCGAUGUCACUUUUUGAAGGUAGAAAGGGUAAUUAAAUAACAUUUCAUAAAAUAUUUGGAAUUAUUUCAGGAUUCUUUGAUGAAAUUCCAUAAUUGAAAGAUAUGAAAGAUUUAUUAGGUUUAAUUGAAUUGUUAGUAAAUUCAUUCAAUAAAUAACAUAAAGCAUUACCAACUAAAUUGGUUAGAUAAAGAAUAUCAAAAGCAUUAGAUGUUAUUAAUGGAAUGAUUAAAUCUAGAAAAACUAAUAUAGAUAAAAUAUUAGAAAAUCCAUCUUUAAUUACUUUAUUAUUUAAUUUCAUGUAACAUAAUUUUGAAAAGAUACCAAAAGAAGUAAUUAGAGAUGUUUUUAAAUUUAUUUUUGAGAAUUUUCAUGAUGAAAGUGUUAAAUCAAUAAGAGAUUUAGUAGUUAGUGAAAGAGAAUUUAAAAAGUUAAUUCCAUUAAUGACAGGAGUAUUUGAAAUGGUUAGUCUCUUUAUGGAAGAUUCAAGAGAAUUGACUUCUAAUUUACAUUUAUAAGCUAAUGCUUUUUCUAUAGAUGAAAAGAAAGCUCAAUAAUUAUAAGCCAUAGCUUCUAUAAAAUAUUAUAAAUAUACAACUUAUGAAGGAUCAGAAAAUGAAGAGAAAUUAUUUGAAAAAUUAUAAACAAAUCCUUUGUUAAUGAAUUUAGCUACAUCUUUGAGAUUAGAUACAAAAACAUUACUUGCAAUUGUAUCUGUGCUUUUAUAAUUAUAUUCUAAAUAGGGAUUAUAAGAUUUAUAUUAGAUUAUUUCUAAAAUUCAUAAAACUGAAGUUAAUAAAGUAAAAUAAUUCUUUUCACUUUUGAUUUUAUUUAAAUGUAAUAAUGCAACUCAUUUAUCUAAUGCUUGUGUAGAUUUAGAUAUACCAAGAGAAUAUAUUAUUUUAGUAUUAUUAGGAAAGAAGGUACUUGAUAUUGCAUAUGCUGAUGGAGAUAACUUAUAAAAAUUAGGAGCUAGUUCUGAUACAAUAGAUGAUAUAUAAAAACCUGAUUUUGAAUUAAAAUUGUGGAUGCAAAAACUUAAAAAAGAUGUAGUUGCUAAAGAAGAUAAUUCAGUUGAAGGUGGAAAUUCUGGAAGAUUGAAAACAUUUUUAAUUGAAACUAUAUCAGAUCCUACUUGUUAGAUUACAUCUUAAAAAGUUAAAGAUAUUUUAAUGGAUGUUGGUAACAAUUAAAAUUAAUUUGCACAAAUUAAUUAAAGAGAAAUAGAUUUACUUACUAAUAUAUUAUUAUUAAAGAAUAUUGAUUUAUUCUCAUCACCAUAAGCUUUAACAAGUGAUACUAAAUAAAGUGUAUAUGCUUUUGCUUCAAUUUUAAAUGUAAAUAAAUAAUUCUUUGAAGAUUUUAUAAACAUUAUCUUUUUAACUAAUUCAGAUAGAGUAAUUUAAUCAAUAUAAAAUUCUUAACCUAAAGUUGAUUCAACUAAGAGUGAAGAAUUUAUUUCAAAAGAAAAUCAAAAAGAUUAUGAGAGUUAUUUAGAAUUUAUGUAUUCUAAAAUGGAGAUGAUCUAAAAGAAACAUCAAUUUGUUUAUACAAAAAUGUAAAAUUUAUUCCCUAUGAUAAAAUUACCAUUACCUUUAAUUGAAAAAUUGUUAUUUAAUAAAGAUAAAGGAAUGGAUAUAAAUUCAUUUUAUUAAUUGGCAUAUUUAAUAAUAGGAAAAGAUGAGAAUGGUAAAUUACCAAAGGAAACAUUAAAAUAAUUAAAUAAAUCAGUUUCAUUUUUAACAUCUACAUUAAAUAGUUAAAAUGCUAAAGAAUUAAAAUAAGCUUUAGAUAAAAAAGAUUUAAAUGAUGGUUAAGUAUUAGUUAUUUAAAUGUUAAAUGAAAAUUCAAAAUAAAGAUCUAUUACAUUAUUAUUGAAUUUCUUGAUAUAAAAUAGUAAGAGAAGUAAGAAUGAUGAGAAAAGACCACUUCCAUAAAUUUAUCAUAUAUUUGCAUGUCUUUAUCUUUAUUUUACAGGUUAAUGGAGUGAAUUAUAAUUAACAUUUGAAGAUUAAGAAACUAAAUAAAUUCAAAAAUAAAAUAUUUUGUAAUAUUUAACUAAAAAAUUGGAUAUUAAAUAAGAAUUCUUUGAAGCAAUUCAUACAUUCUUUUUAAAUGAUAAUCAAAAAUUUACAUAAACUAUGGUUAAAUUUAUGAGAAGAUAAUAAGCAUGUAAAUUUGAAAAGGAGAAUCCAGGAAUUAAAAUACCAUUGUAAUCUUUAGUUAAAAUACCAGAUUAAUUUGUCUUAAAUUUUAUCAAUUUAAUAACAGGUCAAGGAUAUUAAACAUCUUUCUUUUCAAAAGAACUCAACAUGGAUUCUGGAGUAGUUGAAAUGAUUAGUACAUUAACUACUAUUAAAAAUGCUAAAGUUUCUUCUUAAAGAAUACAAAAUUAUCAAUAUUUAUCUACAUCUUCUAAAAAAUUAGGACCAUUAUUAGAUAAAGUAGGAGUAAAAGGAGAUGAAUUUGUAUUGAUUUUAUAAAUAAUCUUCUAAGAUUAUGAAAUCAAUAAUAUUUAGGCUUUAAUAAAUGGAUUGAAAUUAGAAUAAAAAUUAAAAGUUUAAGGAGUUUAAAAUCUAUUGUAAUUAGAUAAAGUUGUGUCAAAUUAUGAUAAAGAUUGGAUAAAACAGAUUUAGUCAAUUAAAGACAAUUAAUUAAUUAAAGAUAUGAAAGUUAAUCCUGAAAUAGCAGUAUUAACUAAAGGUUUGACUAGAGGAAAGUAUACUGGUUUGGAAACAUACAUUAAGAAACUUCCUCAUUUUGAUUAUGCUUAAUGUGAUGGUAGAGCAGAAUAUUUUGGAUUAUUGUAAGGUUUGAUAGGUUGUAUUAGUGGUCCUAUUCCUGAUUCUUUUAAUGUGAAAGGCUUUUUGGCCAAUUUAUAUAAGUUAUUGGAAGACCCUAAAACAAAAGAUAUUCCUACAGAAUUGACUCCAACUAAUAAUUCAGUCGAAUAUGCUAUUUAUAAAUUAGUAUAGAUAAUUUAGAUAGAUCCUAUUGUUUUAAUGCUUACUUAAGGAAUGAUUCCUGCUUGGAAAUUAAUAUAAGAGACAUAUAUUAAUGAAGAAAAGAAAUGGGUAAAUCCAGUUUUAGUAUUAUCAACAUUUUUGUCUUUCUAAGCUAUUCCAACAUUAUUGAAAGAAAUAUUUGGGGAAGUUGAAUGGUUUAGAUAAAUGGAUGAACUUUAUUCGAAAAUUUAUUACAAUGAGUAAUUAGAAGUACCUGACUUUGAGCCAUUUUGGGAUGUACCUAAUUGGAUUGAUGAGUAAGAAAAUUGUAUAGAAGAAAUAAAGAAAAAGUUAUUUUCUGAUACAAUUGAUUCUAUUGAAGAGUUAUAGGAUAUGGUGGAUAUAUGUAAUUUCAAUCCAUAAGUAAUUCAAUUUUUAAAUAUUGGCAAAAAUGAUAUUAAAAAUGCAUAAUUAGAUGUAUUGGCAGAUUCAGUAGAGAUGUAUGGAAAUAUGACUGGUGAUGAUGAUUUAUUAGGAAUUGCUAACAUAAUUAGAAAUACACCAUCUACAGAUCCAUAAUUCAAUAGAAUUUCAUAUGAUGAAGCUGUAGAAAUUUUGAAAGAUGAUCCAGAAGAAUAGAACAAAUUAAAAGGUUUCUAUCCUUUGAUACUUUAUUAAUAAAUGAUUAAAGUUUAUUAAGAAACUUGUUCAUUAUUUAUUGAUCCAAGAAGAAAUAUGGAAUAGAAAGUAUUAACUGAUUCAUGGAUAAUGAAAGAUAUUGAAUGUUAAUAGACACCUAUAUUUACAAUGGGAAUAGCCUCUUCUUUGGCAAGUUUGAGAAGAUCAUUUUGGAAUCCACUUGAAAAUUAAUAGCCAAGAGAUGAAGAACAUUAUAAAAUCACAACACAAUAGAUAGAUUUCAUUUUGACAUCUAUAGAAAGAAUGUAUUAUUUUAAGAAUUUUACUGAUUAUUUUUCAAAAACAAAAGCUGCUCUAUUAAUAGGUUUAUCUUGUGGAUUUGCAAUAUCUGCUGAAAAUUUAAUUUCAGCUAAUUGUACAGCUGGUUUGGUCACAUAUCAAACAGCUUUGGAACAUAAAUCCUUAUAAGCUAAUUAAUAAAAGAAAGUAUUACACAAAUUUAAAUUCUUAAAGGGUCUAAUAGAAAGAAGGUAAGAGGAAUAUAGUUCUAUGAAGAAUAGAUUCUUUAAAUCUUAUUAAUUUAAUAAAAUACUAAAAUAUAGUUUAGAUAUUAUAUCAGAACCUGAAAAUUAUCUUAAAUUUUCAAUUUAGAAUAUUGAGACAUCUGUAGAUUAAGGUAUAAAUUGGGAUGAUUAUUUCUUUGAUAUUGGAUUUUUAUAAAGCAGUUCUUAAAUAACUAAAUGGAUAAGGGCAGAAGGUAUAGAUAAAAAAGUAAAUGCAUAAACUCGUUUAGUUAUUUUGAAAGAGAGACUUAAAUAAUUAAUGGAUAAAGAAAUUCAUGAAUAAUAGGAUGGUAUGAAAAAGGCAUGGAUUAAUUAAUAAAAACUAUCUAUUGAACCUAAAUAAAACUCUUCUUAAGAACCUACUUUAGAAGAAGCUGUACUUGAGGUUAUAGAUGUGAGAACAGGUAAAAAAUGGUUAAGUGUAUUGAAUUCAUAGGAAUAAUGGUCAUAAGCAUGUUAUUAAUAUAAUGAUAAUAUAAGAUUAUUAAUUGAUAUUUGGAAAGGUAAUUAUUAAUCAAUAAUUGAACCUGAUACAUAUUUUACAGAUGAAGAACCUGCUGCAGCUAUGGCAUAUUAUGGAUUAGCAGCAUUAUCUGGUUCUUUUUAUAAAGUUAAGAAUGGAUGGAAAUAAAAUACUCCAUAAUAAUUAUCAGCUUAUUUAAAUGCUUGUUGUUGGAAUACUGCAUCUAAUAAGAAGAAUUUAUAAGAAAUAUUAUCUGUCUUUUUGAAAUCAUUUGAAGGAUUUACAGUUUUAGCUUAAUCAUUACAAUAGAAUGUUUCAUUAGUUAAUAGUUUCAUUAAUUUAUCUAUGUAAUUAUAUGAUACUGAUAUUUAAUAAUCUGAAGAUCAAUUAACUUUGAUUAAAUCAAUGAAUCUUUCUUAAAAUGAUACAGAAGUUUUGAAUUCAUUGAUUGAUGCUUAUUUAGGCAAAAUGGAUGUUUAUUAUUAAUUAGCUGAUUACUCUUAAGUUAUCAAUCCUAGUGCUUCAACCAAAUUUAAACCUGUUUAAAUGAAUAAUCUGAUUAAAAAAAAGAGAGGAGAACCAUAACCAUAAGCAAAAUAAGAAUAAUAAUAAAAUGAAUAAAAGAAACCAGAUGAUACUAAACCUGAAGAGAUUAAAUAAGAUCCACCUGAAUAAUAAUAAUAAUAAGGUAAUCCAUAAAAUUUAGUACCACCUCCACCUGAAUUAUAAAAUGCAUAAUCAAAAGAAUAAAAAGUUAAAAAAGUACCUGAAAAGAAGGGAAAAUCAAAAUUACAAGCAUCUUUUGGUAGUUCUGGAGAUAGAUAUUUUUCAAUUAAAACAAUUUUAUUAAAAUUACUUUAUGGAUUUGAUUAAUCAUAAUUACAUUAAAUAGAGAAAAUAGAUGCUGUUAGAUUUGAUUUUAGUAAAUAUUCAGCUCUAUCUUCUGAUCCUAAAAAAACAGAAGAAUACUUUAUAUUAUUGCUUUGGUAAUUAGCAUAAGCAAUUACAAAAGAAACAUUACCUAAUGAUCUAAGAUUACCAAUCCUUACUGAUUUUGAAAUAGGAUAAUCUAAUGAUUUAGCAAAUGAAUAUAAAACUAAUCUAACUACUAUUAGAUUAAUUACCUAAUUCAUAAUAAAAAUAGUUAAUGAUGAUUAUUCAUUUUUUUUCUAAAAAGAUGAUGAUGUCUCUGUAGUUUUAUAAAAAUUAUCAUUUACUAAGGAUGAACCUGAAACAGAAUUAUAAUUCUUAAGAGCUAUGAUAGGUUUAAAAUCAAAUAAAAUGAUGCUUAUUUAAAAUAAAAGGGCUCUUUAAAAGAAUAAAAAAAAUAAUCAAAAUUCAAAUAAUGUUGAAUUAUAACUUGAUAUUCAAAAAUAAGUUGAAAAUUUAAUUGAUUCAAAGAUUAUUGAUGUAAGACUUGAAAAUAAAAAUGAUGAUGAGAAUAAAGAUCUUUCAAAAAAUAUUGCUUUAUUAUUUUUAGCAAUAUCAAGUGGUAAUAUUGAAAAAAUGUAUUCAGCUAUUUUACAUCAUGAUUCUAUGAGUGCUGGAUUCAUAUUAACUAUGUUUAUGUGGAAAAAUAUAUCUACAAUUAUUGGUAAUGAAGAAUUUUUAAAACCAGAAAAUGCAAUGAGAAUCAUUCCACCUUUAUAAUUAUUACCAUUAUUAAUCUAUUCUUAAAUUAAUGAAUAAUAAGAUAAAAAGAAUGGAUCUCUUAGAAAUAACUAAAGAUAAAAAGUUAUUAAUUCAUUUUAAAUAAUCCUUUAAGCAAUUAAAAAGAAAUAAGACAAACCUGGUCAUAGUGACUAAGAAUUCUAUAACAAAAUUGAAAAAAUGUCACAAAGUAAAAAACAUUAAACUUUUUCAUGGAGUUUAUGGCUAUUAAAGAUGCCAGAAUUUCUUAAAAUCUAAACAUAAAUUCAAAUGGAAAUGGAAAAAAUGGAUAAUACAAAGAAAGCUUCAUUUUCAAGAAAAGAAUGUGAUUUCAUAUUUAAAAUUAUGACAGGUUCAUUCUUUGUAGAAAAGAUUGAAUAAGUUAAAUUUAUUGGACCUAUAUUUAAUUUAUAUAAGAUUUGUAAUCAAAUCAUAAACUAUCCUGAAACUUUAAAAAUUUAAAAUAUAGAUUUCAAAAAGAUUAUUCCAAAUACAAUUAUUACAAUAAGUGAUUAUGUACCUGAUGCUAUUAGAACAUAUUUAGGAGUAUUUGACAAAUUUGUAUAAUUAUUUGUAUUUAUCUAAAUACCUGAAAGAUCAUUAAAAGUAUUAAAAGAUUCUUCAGAUAAAUUAGAAUAAUAACAAAAUUAAAUUGUAUAAGGUUCUCAAGUCCACUCAUAAAGAGAUGAAGAAGAAUAAAAUUAUGAUGAUGAUGAUGAUGAGAAUGAUGAUGAUGACAAUGAUGAUGAUGGAGAAGAAGAUAAUGAAGAAGAUGAUGAAUAAAAUGAUAAUGAAGAAAAAAAAUAAUUAGAAGAUGCUCCUGCUGAUGGUUUAGCAUAAAUUACUGAAACAAUUAAUGAAUUUAUUUUAGAUGUAUUAGGAUAAACUGUUAAUUCUUUAUGGUUAAGUUUUAAGGAAGAAAAUAGAUAAUCUUUAAGUGAUUAAAUAGAUAAACUCAACAAAGAGAUUAAUGAAAAGAAAGCUAAUUAAAUAAAAUAAGAUUAAGCUAAAAGAUUAAGUACUUAGCUUCCAAUGUUAACACAAGCAUAACUGAUGUAACCACAACAAAUAUAAUAAGCAUAAUAAAUACCCAUGUAAUAAUAAUUAGGAACUUCUAUUAUUGGAUAACCUUAAAUGGUUAUGUAAUAAUAAGUACCUAUGUAAUAAUAAUAAAUGCCUAUGUAAUAAUAAUAAAUACCAAUAUAAUAAUAAUAAAUGCCUAUUUAAUAAUAAAUUCCUAUGUAAUAAUUACAAAUGGGUAAUUAAUAAUAAAUUAUGCCAUCUAUGGCAAUCGUACCCUAAGGUUACAAUUUCUAAGAAAAAGCAAAGAAAUUAUAAGAAUUGUAAGUUUAAUUGACUAAGAUUGAUGAACAAUCAACUUAAGUAAAACGAUUGAUUACAGGUAUUAUUUUAUUAUUAACUGGAUAUAAUAUUGAUGAUUUGAAAGCUCAAAGUGAUAGUGAUAAGAAACUUCAAGUUUUGUGUUUCAUUAUUGAUUCAGUUCUCUUUAAGAACCUAAAUUUAUUACAAUAUGUGAACACAGUUAUUAUUCGUGAAUUAUUCUAAGAAAUAUAGAAUAUUAACAAUUGUCCAUUAAAGUCUAUUACUAAUUAAGACUUUUUAUUCUAAAUUGAAUCUUUAUUAUAUACUUUGACUGGUCAAGAUCCUAACAAUGAGGUUAAGGAAAAGAAAUAAAAAGGUGGAAAUAAUUAAUAAAAAGAUAAGCAAGCAUCAAAAUCUGAUCAAUGGACAAUAGCAUUACCUAAAAGAGCUAAAAUAAUUGAAUUGCCUAUGGGUGUGAUCAAAUGUAUUUUCGGUUUGGCUAGUUACAAUUUUGAAUAUGUACCAAAAUUAUUAAAAGAAUUAUCUGUUAGUGACAGUGCAAUAAAGAUUGUUGAAUAAAUAAUUAAAUAAGUUUAAGAAAUGGGUGUAUUCGGAGGUAAAUAGUUAAGCAUAGGUGGAUCAUAAUAAGAUCCAAAAAAAGCUAAAGAAAUAUAAGAGUUAAUGAAAAAGAUAUAAGAAGGAACAGCUACUAAUUAAGAUAUGUUUAAAGCUAUAGAUGGUAAAUUAUAUUAAAUAUAUUAUUUUAGAGGAUGGAACUAAAAGUAUUAGUAAGACAGAAUAUGGAACAUUAGCAAAGAGAUUAGGAAUGAAUUUAUCUGAGCAUAGAAUUAAUGAAAUCUUUGCAAAUAUUAAAAAGGGUUCUUCCUCAGCCAAUUAAGAUUCUUUAAAUGAAAAAGAAUUUGAUUAGGCCAUGAAAUAUCUCUAAUAAAAGAACACAGAUAUGGCAUUAGAUUUUCUAGGAAUUUCUCCAGGAUUAUUAACUAUGCUCUUAAUAUAAGGAGCAAUAAUCCUAUUACUAAUAUUUAUCUUUAUUUUCUUGGGAAUUUAGGCCUUUGCUCUAGGUGGUACAUUUGGAGCUGUAGUAAACAGUAUUCUACCAAUGGGUAAUAAUAAAUUAUUAAUUAAUUAGCUGCUGGAGGUGGAGCAGGAAGUAAGACAGAAAAAGUUAGUGAAAAGAAAGGAGAUGAUGAUUAAAUUGGAGAUUCUGUAGAUAAAACCCAAAAGAUCAUUUAAUCAGACACAAUUUGA
Messenger RNA from Paramecium pentaurelia, 14011 nucleotides. The record is from the annotation of a GenBank genome assembly. NCBI's taxonomy places the organism in Eukaryota, Ciliophora, Oligohymenophorea, Peniculida, Parameciidae.